Messenger RNA from Mesorhabditis belari, 345 nucleotides. The record is from the annotation of a GenBank genome assembly. Lineage: Eukaryota; Metazoa; Nematoda; Chromadorea; Rhabditida; Rhabditidae.
AUGAAACUUUUCUUGUCGAUAAUUGUUCUUUCGGUGGCAUUUUUGGUGAGCGCUGAGAUUCCGAUCGAAAGGGACACACCACAACUGUGCCUGUACUGUCUCAACCAGAUGGAAGCAUCGUUCGCGUUGAUGAAGAAGAAAAAUGUGGCCGUUUUAAGAGCUCCCCUCGAUGAGCUUCAAAGCGCCGCGAGGAAAAUGUGUGAGGAGAAUAUGAUCGACAAGGCACACGUCUCCACUUGUGUCUUCAUCACCUACAGCAUGGGCAAAUACUUGAUCGGUCGAAACAUCACCGAUCUCACCCCAAUCUCCUCGUGCAAAGAGCUCAAAUACUGCAAGAUCCCGCAA